Messenger RNA from Pundamilia nyererei, 1543 nucleotides. It is a transcript of the gene larp6b, whose product is annotated as La ribonucleoprotein 6, translational regulator b. The record is from RefSeq and is a predicted model, not a curated record. Gene Ontology annotation, cellular component: ribonucleoprotein complex; nucleus. The coding region runs from base 354 to 1505 and encodes 383 amino acids. Lineage: Eukaryota; Metazoa; Chordata; Actinopteri; Cichliformes; Cichlidae. The transcript has 4 exons. Gene Ontology annotation, molecular function: mRNA binding. Gene Ontology annotation, biological process: RNA processing.
UGAAGCGGUUGUUGAAGUUUCGAAUUUUUACACAGUGCAGACAAUUUCAAGCUAACACUUUGUAAUCUUAACACACGUGUGUAUAUCCAGUUUAUAUCCAUGUCAGCGGAUGUGCUCGGAACACCCCGACAUCUCCUUUUCCCCUCCUCACUAGAAGCCCACACGGACUGCUAAAUCACCACCUGCUGAUGCCUCAUAACAAUAAGACGGGGGGCCGGGGGAAACCAACUGAGGCUGUUGUGCUCAUAUGAACAGUUGCUUGAUUCUGUGUUAGUUACAGCUGCCUUUAAUUUCCAAGGAAAUAGCAAAGACAACAGUUUAUUGCUCUGCUAUCACAAUCCUUACGACACACCAUGAGCGAUCUGAUUAGAUUUGAUCAACUGUGCUUCCAAAGUGAAGAUGACUGUGAAGGUGAGGUGCUGUGUUUGAAGAUCAAAACCCAUUUGGAGGAGCUCUUCUCUGACAGCCACCUGGCAGAGGACGGCUUCCUGCUCAAACAUGUGCAGAAGAACAAGCAGGGUUUCGUCAGUCUCAAGCUUCUCACUUCUUUGAAAAAGAUAAGGACCCUGACCAAAAACUGGUACUUGACUCUGGUGGGAGCAUUGUACUCAGACCUUCUGGAGGUGAAUGAUGAGUCCACCAAAGUGAGGCGCAUAGAGCCGCUUCCCAAAUGGCUGAUGUGCUCCCCCACCAGCAAGCACCUCCUCGCUUGGAACUUUUCCGAGGAGCAAAGCAGUGACGACGGUGCAGCCCGAGGCCCGGAGCCCGCUGCGCUCUCAGAGAAUGUGCUCCAAAAGUUCAGCAUUUACGGCAGAGUUACUUCACUCCAGAUUCUUCCACCUGGAAGGGAGCUUCCCGCAGAUAUGCAGUGCUACGGGAAACGUCACAAGGAGCUUGGCCAGCACUUAUGUGCGGUGAUCAAGUUUGACAGUUUGGAGACCGUUCGUAAGGCCUACAGUGCCCUGAAAGCAGAAGAGGAGAAGUCUAACGGGAAAGGCAUGUGUGUUGUACCUAUGGGAUUCCAGUCAAUGCAUCAUUUCACUGAGGACGAAUCCCCAGAAGAAGCAAGCCAAAUCCUUCCCGAGGAGGAAAAUCCACCUGAAAUCCCAGAGAACUUAGUCCAGCAGGAGAAUUCUUCACCCACUGCGUUUUUUGAUGAACCUCCAGACACACAUCAGCCAAACGCGUCCACGGAUAACCCUGCACCGCUGAAUGUUGACCCGAUUUCCAGCAGCUGCAAUGGCCAGUCCUUCCCUGGUUGGAAUCAUAGUGACAGUAGGAUGACGUGGAACUCUGGAGACUACGAUAAAGAAAUUUCCCAGAGCCCGUGGGUGCUCAAGCGUAAACUAGCGGCCCUUGAAUUGAACCGCAAAGAGACCGGGCACCCGAACGCACCCAGCUCGAUUCAGAGGGUAAUACGUCAGCCCUUUGGCCCUGAUGGCACCAGUGGUUUUCAGCUCAGAGUGAGGCACCGGGAACAGCUCGACCUCCCUUGGAAAAAGUGACAUUAACAGAUUUAUUUAAAAAAAUGUUUGAAUUAAAA